CGAGUAUCAACAAGCCUUGACAGUCUUCCACACCUCCCUAAUUUGUCGAUCAGGCUUUUUUAUAUCAGUUGACGGAUAUUCUCAUCCAGAUUUGAUCAAGGGACGACGUAAGAUAAAGGACUUCAAAUUUCUUUUCCUCUUCCCUAUUCCGCUCCCCCCGGUUCUUGCGCCGGCGCAACCACGAUGGCUACCGUUGCGGUGGGCACUCCUCUAGCGGAGGCUUUGAGCAAUGCUAUUCAACCAAAACUGGUGGAGAUGGGCUGGAGUUCUGAUAGUAGCGAUUCCGCGCUGACUGAGUACGUUAUUUUAAUGCUCGUCAAUGGCAAGACUCAGGAACAGAUUGCCAGCGAACUCUCAAACGAUCUCCUCGGGCUAGGCGAAGGCGAUACACAAGCAGUGGAUUUUUCAAGAUGGCUCUUUGAGCAAGUCGACGCUUUCAACCAGCAAAUCAAUGGCCAGAGUGCACAGACAUCGAAUGACAACGCCCAAGCGAUUCCGUCAUUUGACGACCAAGAGACCACAACGUCUCAGGUGCAAGGCCAUGAAAAAGGACCCCAGUCAUCUGAUACGAACAUGAGUGACGCCGGAAUUUCCGGCGAUGGAAUACCUACGGGACCAAAGUCAAUGCGCAACGGCCGUCAAGGCGGCCAGGCAGGUCGGGGUAGAAUGCUCAACCAGAUCAACCGAAACCUAGAUCGCGGGGAUUCUGGAUUGCAUCGUAUUCGCGACCAGACUGGUGGCGGCCGAAUAAACUCUCAUUCACGCGGCGGAAACAGGGGCGGGCGCUUUAACCAGAACGGUAAUGGAAGGCUGUUUGGUGGGCGCGGUGGCAUGGGUAUGGGGAACAACCAGAUGGCAGGUGCUGCGGGCAACCUGAUGAACAUGAACCCGAACGAUCAGAUGCAUCUGAUGUCCCUCCUUGAAGAACAAGCGAGGAUGAUGGCACAACUCAUGCCCGGUUUUGUCUCACCGGCAAUAAACCCGGCGUUUCAGCAGUCUGGCCCACAACGCUCCUUGUCGGACCGAGUUGAACGCCCAAGAGGGCCCCGUCAACAUGGGGCCUUUGGAAAUCGAGCGCAACGUGCAGACUCGAAAAAUAACGACACCGAUAUGGACAUGACUUCCGACGGUGCCGUGCAAAAUGGCCAGGAUGAAAACAACACAGAUAACAUUUGCCAUUUCAACCUUCGCUGCACGAGGAAGGACUGCCCCUUCGCGCAUCAGUCUCCCGCUGCCCCCGAGGGUACUCCUGUUGAUGUUUCGGACGUGUGCUCUUAUGGUGCGGCGUGCAAAAACCGCAAGUGCACUGGGAGGCACCCCUCGCCAGCUGUGAAAUCAGCCCAUCAAGCAGAAGAACUUUGCAGGUUCUUCCCUAACUGCACGAAUCCUCACUGUCAUUUCAAGCAUCCUUCGAUGCCGCUGUGCCGCAAUGGUGCUGACUGUUCCACCCCCGACUGCAAGUUCACGCAUCUCCAGACUGCCUGCAAAUUCAAUCCCUGUCUUAACCCUACUUGUCCUUACAAGCACGCCGAAGGCCAGAGAGGUGCAUUUGCCGACAAAGUCUGGACCGCAGACUCCGCUAAAGCAAAGGCACGCAUUAGCGAGCGGAAGUUUGUCAACGACGAGGAUGCCCCCGAGGAGCUCAUCAAGCCAGAGACUGGGGCGGAACCCUCUUCACAAGAGAUUGUAACAUAG
Aspergillus nidulans FGSC A4 is the source of this 1695-nucleotide messenger RNA. RefSeq names its product mRNA-binding protein NAB2. The record is from RefSeq and is a predicted model, not a curated record. Gene Ontology annotation, molecular function: poly(A) binding. Bases 184 to 1695 code for a protein of 503 amino acids. Gene Ontology annotation, biological process: regulation of mRNA stability. NCBI's taxonomy places the organism in Eukaryota, Fungi, Ascomycota, Eurotiomycetes, Eurotiales, Aspergillaceae. Gene Ontology annotation, cellular component: nucleus. The transcript has 2 exons.